Molecule: messenger RNA, 2193 nt
Organism: Lottia gigantea (owl limpet)
Lineage: Eukaryota; Metazoa; Mollusca; Gastropoda; Lottiidae
Exons: 9
Coding region: 1111-2193 (360 amino acids)
Biological process (GO): D-alanine biosynthetic process
Cellular component (GO): cytosol
Molecular function (GO): pyridoxal phosphate binding; alanine racemase activity
Source: RefSeq, a predicted model, not a curated record
AGAUUACGUUGAGCGGCCAUCUUGGCAGGCACAGAUUUCAGGUAAAAAAACAUGGACGUUAGAACCAGCUCCUGAAUGUGAGGGAAUCUGCCACGCUUUGAGUGCUACUGUAGAAAAAGGAGAUAUCUUUGUGAUAGAUACUAAUAUUUGGUAUCAUUCAACGUUUAUUCACCCUGGAGAAGUGAGUUUAACGAUUGGUUCCGAAUACGAUUAAAUACGUCAACAUGAUUCGUUAUAAAAUAAGUGAAAUAUUCAAAUGGAAUUAAUCAACCAUAUCUUCUUUAAAGUGCUUUUUAUACAGUUGUCUUCAAAACCAAUAGAAUAACUUGAUCAAUUUUAGGACUUCGUUAGUUUUCUCUGAAUACGAUUAAAUAUAACGAUGCUUGAAUAUAUCAACACGAUGCGAUAAAAUUUUGGAAUGAAAAUAUUCAACAAGAUCUUCUUAAAAGUGCUUUUCAUACAGUAGUCUUCUUAACCAAUACAAAAAGUUGGCCAUCAGAAUACAUAAUGUGGUACUGUUCAGUUUUAAGUUCAAAUACCAAAAUAGUCCUUUUUAUGUAAUCCAAAUUAUUAAAAUACGUGUAAAAUAAACAGAGGAGGUGAUGGUGUUAUAACAUAAUACAUUGCUUGACUUUGCUGAAAUUUAGAUAUUUUUUUGAGAAACUGGAGCCUAAUAGUGAACUGUGGGCAAUGGUGUAACAACAACUGGUUUCGUUUCGUACAUUAUGUGCCUGAGGACGAAGGGAGAAAACACAUCUUAAACUUGUAUCAAAUUUUAACCAGUGAUUGGUUGUUCUAUAAAGCUGUGUCUAUAUAUCAUACUUACAAUUGCUUGUGACUUGCAAUUAAAGAUUUCAAUGGUGAAAUGUGGACAAUGGUGUAACAUCAUGGUUGUGGGAUUUUCAACGUUCAUUUUCAGUAUAUGAUUUUAAAAGUGUCUUCAUCAUUCCAAAGAGUGUUGUUUUGUGAUGGAUGUCAGUGAGGCAGUGUCAAAAAAACUUUUACACUUCCUGGAAUUUUCCAAAGAGGAUUUCAAUAUUAGGUGUUAUUUUAAGUCUGGCGCACGUGAGUCAAUAGCUCAGCCAGUUGCCACGAGUAACUGAAAUCUCAAUGUGUGCAGAUGUAAUAGCUGUAAUAAAAGCUAAUGCCUAUGGUCAUGGAAGUGUAGAAAUUGCCAAACAUCUAGAAAAUAAUGGAGUAUCACACUUCGCUAUAGCAACAGCUGGUGAAGGUGGAGAAUUGAGGAGAAAUGGUGUUAAGGGAUUUAUACAGGUGUUUGGAAGCUGUGUGAAGGAAGAUAUUGCAGUGUGUCAAGAAUUCCAUCUGACGCCAACUGUCUGCUGUCAGGAAUUCCUGCAACAUUGGUCAGACUGGUUCCACAAUAAUAACAACCAUUCCUCGUCUCAGGAGAAACCAUGGGUAGUAAUAAAAGUUGAUUGUGGAAUGUGUAGAAAUGGAUGUCAACCAGAACAACUUCCAGAAUUAAUACAGAAAUGUAAAGAUUUGCAUAUUCCAAUUCACAGUGCAAUGACCCAUUUCAGUCAGGCGUGGGACGAUCCAGAGUUUACUAAGAAACAACUUGAUUUAUUUUUGCAGACCUGCCGCCAUCUUAGAUCUGAAGGUGUAAAACUCCAUGCUAGUAAUUCAGCUGGGAUAAUACAAGGGUUUGGUAUUGAGUUAGAUUUUAUACGUCCUGGUAUAGCUAUAUAUGGUCUACCUACUGAUCCCAGUGAAGAAACAGUUAAUAAAUUUCAAUCUAUAGGUUUAAAACCAGCGUUAUCCUGGCUAGCUAAACCCUCGUUAGUCAAAAAAUUACCGCCAGGCUCGGUUGUCGGGUAUGAUCAAACUUAUCAAUGCAAAAAAGAAGAAAUCAUUGGAACAUUCAGUAUUGGAUACGCUGAUGGUUACAAUAGACAUCUCUCAACCAAUGGAAUGAUCUCAAAUAUAUCAGGUGACCAGUAUCCAGUCAUUGGUCGUGUUUCCAUGGAUGCUAUUACUGUAAGACUGGAUAGUCUGGACUCAAAUCAAGUAUACUAUAUAAUGAAGGAUGAUUAUGUGUCUGGACAUUCUUUAACAAAAAUUGCAGCCGAAUUGAAAACUAUUCCGUAUGAAAUUGGGACCAGCUUGAGUAAGCGUCUGCCACGAGUUUAUAUUUCUGGUGGGAAAGUUGUUGCUGUUUCAAAUGGAUUUUAA